This is a messenger RNA of Onychomys torridus (southern grasshopper mouse), 4595 nucleotides long. It is a transcript of the gene Pigo, whose product is annotated as phosphatidylinositol glycan anchor biosynthesis class O. Gene Ontology annotation, molecular function: mannose-ethanolamine phosphotransferase activity. Gene Ontology annotation, cellular component: endoplasmic reticulum membrane. The transcript has 11 exons. Gene Ontology annotation, biological process: GPI anchor biosynthetic process. Lineage: Eukaryota; Metazoa; Chordata; Mammalia; Rodentia; Cricetidae. Bases 602 to 3868 code for a protein of 1088 amino acids. The record is from RefSeq and is a predicted model, not a curated record.
CAGGUGAGCCAAGGUCUCCCGAGAACCCUCUAUUACCGUCACCCCUUGCACAGGUGCCUCAGCUUGCUGCCAGGGUGCCCAGCAUCGGAGUGAGCAUGCCCACGUGCUGGCCGGGUUCCCACCGGAGGAGACAGAGCCGCUGGGACUCCUGGAUCCCAGCUCAGCUCAACGGGAUCUAUACGGGUUCCUGGGGACGCCGUUCCUCUGGUUUUCUGUUGAUCCUGGCCGCCCGGAAGCGGAGCUUGACUCCUCCCCCUCGUCUCCUCGGUCCCCGCCAGGCGGCGCCGUUUACUCUCUCCGAUUUUCCGUGCGGCUCUUACCUAUUGUCAGCCUAGGAAUGUUGAGAUAGUCAUUGAAAUGAACUGACGGAGAACAAUCUAUCUACCAUUUGGAAUAGUCAUCCUUCUAGGCUGUGGUUUGACAGCAUGCUUGUAUAUGCACAGGUUGCUGUGCUCACGUCCAGAGCCUGAAUCAGUAGAUGUAGCGUGGGCUCCAGGGUGAGAUCCAGAGUUGCAGCAUCUCUCCCUCAGGUGGUAUAACUUGUAGAAACAGCUGGAAUGAGUUGGCUAUGAGUUGUUUACAUCCUGAAGUUUUAUAGCAGAUGCAGAAGGUCCCUGUGCUCCUCUUCUUAGCCUGGGUCUGUUUUCUUUUCUACGCCGGCAUUGCACUCUUCACCAGUGGCUUCCUUCUCACCCGUUUGGAGCUCACCAACCAAAGCAGCUGCCAAGAGCCCCCAGGCCCUGGUUCCUUGCCAUGGGGGAGCCAAGGAAAGCCUGGGGCUUGCUGGAUGCCUUCUCGGUUCUCCAGGCUUGUGUUGGUGCUGAUAGAUGCUCUGCGGUUUGACUUUGCCCAGCCCCAGCGCUCACAUGUACCUGGGGAACCUCCUGUCUCCGUGCCUUUUCUGGGAAAAUUAGGCUCUUUGCAGAGGAUCCUAGAGAUUCAACCCCACCAUGCCCGGCUAUACCGAUCUCAGGUGGAUCCCCCCACGACCACCAUGCAGCGUCUCAAGGCUCUCACCACUGGCUCUCUGCCUACCUUUAUUGAUGCUGGCAGUAACUUUGCCAGCCACGCUAUAGUGGAAGAUAAUCUCAUUAAGCAGCUCACCAGUGCAGGUAGGCGUGUAGUUUUCAUGGGAGAUGAUACCUGGAAAGACCUUUUCCCUGGAGCUUUUUCCCAAGCCUUCUUCUUCUCGUCCUUCAACGUCAGAGACCUCCACACAGUGGACAAUGGCAUCCUAGAACAUCUCUACCCUACCAUGGACAGUGGUGCAUGGGACGUGCUGAUUGCCCACUUCCUGGGUGUGGAUCAUUGUGGUCACAAGCAUGGGCCUCACCACCCUGAAAUGGCCAAGAAACUUAGCCAGAUGGACCAGGUGAUCCAGGGACUCAUGGACCGUCUGGAGAAUGACACACUGCUGGUGGUAGCUGGUGACCAUGGGAUGACCGUGAAUGGGGACCAUGGAGGGGACAGUGAACUGGAGGUCUCUGCUGCACUGUUCCUGUACAGCCGCACAGCCCUCUUCCCUAGUGCCCCACCAGAGGAGCCAGAGGUUAUUCCUCAAGUCAGCCUUGUGCCCACACUGGCACUGUUGCUAGGCCUGCCCAUCCCAUUUGGGAACAUCGGGGAAGUGAUGGCCGAGCUAUUCUCAGGCGGCAGUGACUCCUACCCUCACACCUCUGCUCUAGCCCAGCUCUCAGCUCUCCAUGUCAAUGCCCAGCAGGUGUCCCGAUUUCUUCAGGCUUACUCAGCUGCUACUCAGGAUCUCCACGCCAAAGAGCUUCAUCGGCUGCAGAAGCUCUUCUCCAAGACCUCUGCUAGCUACCAGCAGCUUCUGCAGAAUGCCCAGGAGGCGGAGGCAUCCCUGAAGACUUUGAUGGCUGAGUUGCAGCAGUUCCUGCGGGGAGCUCGGGCCCUGUGCAUCCAGUCUUGGGCCCGUUUCUCUCUGGUCCGAAUGGCAGGGGGUGCUGCUCUCUUGGCUGCUGCCUGCUUUCUCUGCCUGCUUGCAUCCCAGUGGGCAGUAUCCCCAGGCUUUCUCUUCCGCCCGCUGCUGCUAACACCUGUAGCCUGGGGCCUAACUUGGGCCACACUCUAUGCUGGACUCUUGGUCACCACAGGGGCAGAGGUGGAUUCGGUGGUUCUCGGAGCUGUAGCUGCAGCAGGUUCUCUCCUUCCUUUUCUGUGGAAAGCUUGGGUUAGCCGGGGGUCCCCCAGGCUCCUGGCACCCCUACUUCCUGUCCCUCCACCUCUCCUAUUGCUCCUGCUCCUUCGCUUGGCCACCUUCUUCUCUGAUAGUUUUGUUGUUGCUGAGGCCAGGGCCACUCCCUUCCUUCUGGGCUCUCUCAUCCUGUUCAUGGUUGCCCAUCUUCACUGGGAGGGCCAGCUUCUGCCACCCAAACUGCUCACGCUCCCCCGCCUCGGCUCUUCCGCCCCAGCGGGCCCCCCACGGCACACUGGCACCUAUGCCCUGAGGCUUGGAUUUGGGUUGCUUUUAUGUACAAGGCUAGCUGGGCUUUUUCACCGCUGCCCCGAAGAGACGCCUGCUUGCCAUUCCUCUCCCUGGCUGAGUCCUUUGGCGUCCAUGGUGGGCGGUCGAGCCAAGAAUUUGUGGUACGGAGCUUGUGUCGGGGCACUGGUGGCUCUGUUGGUAGUUGUGCGCCUGUGGCUUCGCCGCUAUGGUAACCUCAAGAGUCCCGAGCCUUCUGUGCUCUUUGUGCGCUGGGGGUUGCCUCUCAUGGCCCUAGGCACGGCCGCCUACUGGGCAUUGGCAUCGGGGGCAGAGGAAACACCCCCACGUCUCCGGGCCCUGGUUGCUGGGGCGUCAGCUGUGCUGCCUCGGGCUGUGGUGGGGCUGGCCGCCUCGGGGCUCAUGCUGCUGCUCUGGAGACCCGUGACAGUGCUGGUGAAGGCUGGGGCCGGGCCUUCAAGGACCAGGACUAUCCUCACUCCCUUCUCAGGUCCCCCUACCUCUCAGGCUGACCUAGAUUAUGUGGUCCCACAAAUCUACCGCCACAUGCAGGAAGAGUUCCAGGGCCGGCUAGAGAGGACCAGAGCUCAGGGUCCUGUGACUGUCUAUCAGUUGGGAAGUGUCUACUCAGCUGCUGUGGUCACAGCCCUCGUCCUCUUGGCCUUCCCGCUUCUACUGUUGCACGUCGAGCGUGUCAGCCUCGCGUUCCUGCUCCUGUUUCUGCAGAGCUUCCUCCUCCUGCAUCUGCUUGCUGCGGGGACCUCAGUCACCACAACUGGUCCUUUUACUGUGCUGUGGCAGGCGGUCUCAGCGUGGGCCCUCUUGGCCACCCAGACCUUCUACUCCACUGGCCACCAGCCUGUCUUUUCAGCCAUCCAUUGGCAUGCGGCCUUCGUGGGAUUCCCAGAAGGUCAUGGCUCUUCUACUUGGUUGCCUGCUUUGCUAGUGGGAGCUAACACCUUUGCCUCCCACAUCCUCUUUGCAGUAGGUUGCCCACUGCUCCUGCUCUGGCCUUUCCUAUGUGAGAGUCAAGGGCCAAGGAAGAGGCAGCAGCUUCCAGGGAGUGAAGCUGAGGCCAGAGUCAGGCCUGAGGAGGAGAAAGAGGAGCCACUGAUGGAGAUGCGCCUCCGAGAUGCUCCGCAUCACUUCAAUGCAGCCCUGUUGCAGCUGGGCCUCAAGUACCUCUUUGUCCUUGGAGUUCAGAUUCUAGCCUGUGCCUUGGCCGCGUCCAUCCUCCGAAGGCAUCUCAUGGUCUGGAAGGUGUUUGCCCCCAAGUUCAUUUUUGAAGCCCUAGGUUUCAUUGUGAGCAGUGUGGGACUUCUCUUGGGCAUAGCUUUGGUGAUGCGAGUGGAUGGUGCUGUGAGUUCCUGGUUCAAAAGAUUAGUUCUGGCUCAGCAGAGGUAGCCCAGGCUCGGCAUGUUGACACCUGGCCAUGGAGAGACCUGGAGAUCAUCUGGCCUGGCCUAUACUAGUGCUGGAUAUUCUGCAAGAGAGACUCAGGCAUACCUCUUACCACCAUGUAACAACCAGAGGCUGCUUACCAGGAAGGACUUCAUCGUUUUAUAAUUCAGAAUCACCAUGGAGCCUGAGCCCUAGCUCCUUGUUUGGAUGCACCUGAUGGACUACAGGGGCGGUCACCGAAGUGGAAUAAAAUAGCAAUGUAAAUGUGUGUAUCUAAGAUGUGGAGGAGCUAGCCAAGUCAGUCUGUCUCCUCACCAAGUACGAUUACAUAUGUGAUCUUAGGCGGGGCUUGCUGGACCCAAGAACUCCUUGGCAAGAAGCUGCCUGGGUUCUCUGACUUCUUCCCGAAUGUGUGGUCAUCCCACUGGUCCUGCCUUCCUCCUUGGUUGAUUGGUUGGGUCAUGCUGUGUUGUAACUGAUAGCAGAGAAGACAAGCGCAGGAUCGUGAAGCACACAGACUUCUGUGUUCAAGGCCUUAAACAGCACUGUCUCUUCCUCUGGUACCCUUCCCCUUCCCAACUGUGGAAGCCUCUCUCUAGUUUUUCAGCCUGUGCUGCCUUUGUCACAUCUACUUGCCUAUUGAUUAUUCCCAACUUAGAGCCAAAAUGGAAUGAAUGUAAUGCUUCUUUUUUCUUUUUUAAAAACAAUCUCACUAUGUAGCAGUAGCUGG